GUGAAGCUCGUACUCUCCUCUCCCCAUUGUUGCAUAAGAAAAUCCUUUCACUAGAAAAAAAAACGCAGAGCAAAGGUGAAAAAAAGAGUAGAGGAGAGAGAAAAUGAGCUUGUCGACGGCGUCGUAUUUGGCAAGAAGAGCAGCUCAGAAGCAGAGAGUUCGCAUUCUCUACCGUAAAGCUCUACGAGAAACCCUCAAUUGGGCUGUUCAUCGUCAUCUCUUUUACGAAGAUGCUGAUGAGCUCCGGAAAAAGUUCGAAGUCAACAAAAAUCUGCAAGACCUUGAUGCAAUUGAUAGAAUGAUUGCUGCUGGUGAAGCUGAGCACAAUAAGUGGCGACACCCUGAUCCUUAUAUUGUUCCAUGGGCACCUGGCGGUUCAAAGUUCUGCAGAAACCCAGAGCCACCUAAAGGGAUUGAGAUUAUUUACAACUAUGGCCAGGAAGAGGCUGAGCUAAAGUAGCUACAUAUCCUUAAUGCAUUUAAUAAGAUGAGAUUACCCUGUCUGUGAUGGGAAGAUAGCGAUGAAGAGUCUUUCCCUGUUUUGCAUUUAACUGCACUUCAAACAGUUUGAGAUGUUACAGUUUCCUGUUUUGUAAUUUACUUAGGUUCUCUGCAGUUUAUGUUCACUAUUUGGAAAAUUUGCACAGAGGAAUUGUUGAUUUUCUAAAUAAUAUACUCUUUUGCAUUUGUAAA
Beta vulgaris subsp. vulgaris (sugar beet) is the source of this 693-nucleotide messenger RNA. Its product is annotated as NADH dehydrogenase [ubiquinone] 1 beta subcomplex subunit 9. The record is from RefSeq and is a predicted model, not a curated record. Gene Ontology annotation, biological process: mitochondrial electron transport, NADH to ubiquinone. The coding region runs from base 104 to 460 and encodes 118 amino acids. NCBI's taxonomy places the organism in Eukaryota, Viridiplantae, Streptophyta, Magnoliopsida, Caryophyllales, Amaranthaceae. The transcript is spliced from 6 exons.